AUGAAUGUUAUAGAUAAAACAAAACAGGUUGGAAGACCCUACCACUCGAUGAAGAAAAAGCAGGGAUUGAAAAAUCAAAAACACCGAUUGUUGCCGCUGGGUCAAAGUACUCCUGUUGCACAGUUGUGCUCUCCUGUCCCUCUGUCGCCCCAGAAACCGGUUUGCUAUGGCAACAAAAGUAAACAAGGCAAUCCAUCACGGAAAAGGGACAAGAAAUUGAAAGUAAAAGAAUUGGAGACAGUAACGGAGGAAGUACUUAUGAACAACUUAAAAGACGUGACCUAUGACCCAAGCACGUGCAUUGUUCUAUCCCAAACUCUCGCAGGAAUUAUAAUGGAAAGAAUUAAAGCUCUGGCUAUCAGCCAUUAUAAGCUAGUAGCCAUUGUUAGCAUUGGUGGUCUAAAAGAAAAGGUUGGCAUGCAGUUCGGAAGUCGGUGUCUGUGGAAUAAAGACACAGACUGUUUUGUCAGCGUUAAAUUUACAAAUUCCUCGCUUUUUGCAAUUGCCAUGAUUUAUGGGUUAUAUUUUGAGUAA
Gigantopelta aegis is the source of this 534-nucleotide messenger RNA. RefSeq names its product dynein light chain Tctex-type 5-B-like. The transcript has a single exon. Gene Ontology annotation, molecular function: dynein intermediate chain binding. The record is from RefSeq and is a predicted model, not a curated record. The coding region runs from base 1 to 534 and encodes 177 amino acids. Gene Ontology annotation, cellular component: cytoplasm; cytoplasmic dynein complex. Gene Ontology annotation, biological process: microtubule-based movement. NCBI's taxonomy places the organism in Eukaryota, Metazoa, Mollusca, Gastropoda, Neomphalida, Peltospiridae.